UGACUCAGUUGCUUCGCGCAGACGGUGCUGCCAACACAAAAAAGGGCGGGCAUUUUCUUUUUUUUAAUUCUCCGCACUCGUAAGGUGUCGUGAAGAUGAAAUACUUGGUAGUAUUCGCUGUUGUUGCGUUGGCUUUUGCUGCUGAAGAGGCCAAAGAAGAGGAAAGGCCGAAAACCUUCAGGAGGUUAAUCCCAGCUGAUGUUUUGAGAGACUUCCCCGGCAUGUGCUUCGCGUCCACGCGGUGCGCGACGGUGGAGCCUGGCAACACCUGGGACCUGGCCCCGUUCUGUGGGCGCAGCACCUGCGUCGUCAGCGAAGACCAGCCGCCGAGGCUGCUGGAGCUGGUCGAAGACUGCGGGCCCCUGCCGCUGGCCAACCCUAAGUGCAAACUUGACACAGACAAAACCAACAAGACCGCGCCUUUCCCUGGCUGCUGUCCGAUCUUCACAUGCGAAGAUGGUGCCAAGUUAGAGUACCCCGAGCUCCCUACUCCUCCCCCAGAAGAGGAAAAGAAAGAGGAAGAAAAGAAGGCAAAGGAAUAAAUACAACACUAAGAAAAAAAAAAGAUUUCCGCAGUCACUGGCGAUUAAAAAAUAAAAUUAGAAAAAAGAACGCGCAAAUGUCAAAUUGAACAAAAAAGGCGCGCUCUUUUUUUGAACUGCGGCAUGUUUGGUCUCAAAACGUAGCGAAAUAGUGUUUUUUUUUUUAAUAUGAAAUCAUUACAGAACUUUCUACACUCAAAUACAAUACAAUGAAUGAAUUUCAUCCGAAACUUC
This is a messenger RNA of Plodia interpunctella (Indianmeal moth), 776 nucleotides long. RefSeq lists its product as uncharacterized. The record is from RefSeq and is a predicted model, not a curated record. The transcript has 3 exons. NCBI's taxonomy places the organism in Eukaryota, Metazoa, Arthropoda, Insecta, Lepidoptera, Pyralidae. Bases 96 to 542 code for a protein of 148 amino acids.